Molecule: messenger RNA, 2113 nt
Organism: Chara braunii
Lineage: Eukaryota; Viridiplantae; Streptophyta; Charophyceae; Charales; Characeae
Source: the annotation of a GenBank genome assembly
CAAAGAUACAAGAACAACAAUACGAGUUUAGCCGAAGUCAGGACAUAGUUGUGCGCUCGAUGCGAAUGGGAUUUCGGGACUUUGCCCGCGAACUGAUAGGAGCCGUAGGAGCCGAGGUGAAUCAUCGCCUCGAGAAGACUGAGCGUUUUUGUGUUGGCGCCAUUGAAGGUGUCAAAGUGGCAGCUCCCAAGGAGGAGGAAGCACGUUCUCCUUGCCGGGAGCCGGUCAAGGUCAAAUUCCCUGAUUCCUACAGCGGGAAGAGGGAAGAGAACUUUGACAACUGGGAGGCUAACGUCAAGACCUACGUGCAUUUGCAACAGGUCUCCCCGGAUCAGCAUGUUUUGAUUGCGAUCCAUGCGCUCAGAGAUGAGGCCGCCAGUUUUGCAAGGUCCCUAGUGCGCGCCGCUAACUGCAAUGAUGAUGCAGUUGCCUAUUCGGCAUUUACCUCCCUCACCGAGUUCAUGAAAUUGCUGCGCGAGCGAUUUGCAGAUGUCGCUCGUAGUCGCUGUAUGAACGAUUUGUUUAGGCCGUGGUUAGACAGAUUUGUUGUAGUUUAUCUAGAUGAUAUUUUAGUGUUUAGUAGGACCCUCGAAGAGCAUCAGGGUCAUCUCAGGCACGUCUUGGAGAAGCUGAGGGAAGCUAACUUCAAGAUCAAUGCAAAGAAGUGCGAUUGGGCAAAGACCCAAGUUUUGUACCUAGGCCACGUCUUAGACGGAGACGGCGUUAAGCCAGAAGAUAGCAAGAUCGCAGCGAUUAGAGAUUGGCCCACGCCACGUAUGCUGGCAGAGUUGCGCUCGUUCCUGGGCCUAGCUAAUUACUAUAGGAAGUUCGUGAGGAACUUCUCCACCAUCGCUGCGCCCCUUCGCAGAUUGCUGAGGAAGGAGACCAUCUGGAAGUGGGAUAAGGACUGCACGUCUGCCAUGAAGAAGUUAAAGCAGGCACUGAUAGAGUAUCCAGUCCUUAAAGUCGCCGAUUCGUCCUUACCCUUUGUUGUCAUGACCGAUGCGAGUCAAUACGGCAUAGGCGCAGGGUUGCAGCAAAACAAUGGCAAUGGAUAUAGACCCGUAGAGUUCAUGUCCGCCAGAAUGCCUUCAGAGAAGGUCGCGACAUCUACCUAUGAGAGGGAACUCUACGUUUUCAGGCAAGCUUUAGACUACUGGAAGCACUACUUGCUUGGGAGGCACUUCAAAGUCUAUUCUGACCAUGAAACGUUACGAUGGUUAAAGACGCAGGCCAAGAUGACACCUAAGCUUACUAGGUGGGCCGCAAAAAUAGAUCAGUACGACUUUGAGCUCAAGCCUGUCAAGGGAAAGUACAACGUAGUUGCGGAUGCUCUGAGUAGGAGGGCAGAUUACUUUGGGGCAAUAGUACAUUACCUCGAUAUAGGGAAGGAUCUGCAGCAGAAGGUGAGGGAAGCCUACGCGCAGGACCCUAUCUAUAGUGAGCUCCUCACGCGAGUUAAGGAGGCCCCAGAGACCGAGCCGAACUACCACACUACGGAAGGGUUACUUUUCGAGAAGACUAAUGUCUUUGACCGGUUGUGUAUCCCCAAUAGUGAAGAGAUCCACAAUUUGAUCUUGGGAGAAUGUCAUGACACAGAGGGUCAUUUUGGUUGGCUGAAAACUUUAGCCAAUCUGAUGCGCACGUAUACCUGGCCAGGGAUGAAGAAUGACUGCGUAGAGUAUGUCCGCAGUUGCAGAGUUUGCCAGCGUAAUGAGACCCGUACGCGCGCCCCGUUAGGUCUUCUCAGACCCUUACCCAUUCCGGACCAACCAGGAGACUCAGUGUCCAUAGACUUCAUGGACACUCAAGUCAAGAGCAGGCAUGGCAAGAGCCAAGUCAUGGUCAUAGUAGACCGAUUUAGUAAGUACGCAGUCUCUGUUCCUUUGCCUUAAGAGGCACGUACUGAUUUAGUCAUACAGAGAUUUUGUGACUGUUGGGUUAGUGAGAAUGGAAUCCCGCUGUCAAUAGUUAGCGAUAGAGAUAGUCGCUUUACCAGCCAGAACUGGCAAGAGCUCAUGGGAGUGUAUGGAUCUAAGUUGUUGAUGUCAUCUAGCCGUCAUCCAGAGACUAACGGUCAGACAGAGCAAAUGAACAAAAUCCUACAGCAAGU